This is a messenger RNA of Arachis duranensis, 777 nucleotides long. RefSeq lists its product as uncharacterized. The record is from RefSeq and is a predicted model, not a curated record. Lineage: Eukaryota; Viridiplantae; Streptophyta; Magnoliopsida; Fabales; Fabaceae. The transcript has a single exon. The coding region runs from base 1 to 777 and encodes 258 amino acids. Gene Ontology annotation, molecular function: zinc ion binding; nucleic acid binding.
AUGGUGGCGGAGGACUAUCUCUCUGAUCAAGAAAUCAGGGACUUGGGUACAGAGUCUCAGGCUCCCUUCAACCCAAAACCAUCAAUCGAAGUGACCCUGGAGGAGUAUGACGAGUGGUGCAAGUCAUGGAAACAGACGCUGAUUGUGAAGCCUCUAGGUAAGAGGAUUAACCUUCAAACUAUGGAAAGAUGGAUAAACAGUAGAUGGGGUAGAAAUGAGGCUAUCCGAGUGAUGGAUUUCGAAGAAAGGUUCUUCAUGGUUCGAUUCUCUUGUCAAGAGGAUUAUGGAUAUGCCCUUUUCGAAGGACCAUGGAUGAUUGCUGACCAUUAUCUGUUAGUGCAAAGAUGGAGACCAUUGUUCAUCCCACAAAAAACAGAGGUGCAGAAAUUGGCCACCUCGGUGAGAAUUUCGAAUCUCCCGACAGAGCCUUACAACAAGCAUUUCCUUUGGAAAGUAGGGAUGUCCUUGGGAGUCAUGCUUCGUGUCGAUGAGCUCACCUCAAUCCAUUCCAGAAGAAAAUUUGCACGUAUAUGUGUGGAAAUAGAUCUUAGAAGAAAGCUUGUUCCAUCAUUCACUGCCCUUGGCAAGGAUUUCAAAUUGGAAUACGAGGGACUCCACCAAAUUUGUUUCUCUUGUGGAAGACAUGGACACAAAAUGGACGGGUGUGUUGAAUUGGCAGAAGAGACCAAACAAGAUGCAGAAAAACAUGGUGAAGACUCUAACCGGAGACACCACAGAGGGGGUGACAAUGCCGGAAACCUGAGACAAGGGAAGUAG